AUGGAUCUGGAGGAGACCUACAAAGAGGGAGAGAACACGGAGGGGGAAAUUACUCGAGCCGCAGCUGCAAAGUUGGUGAAAAAGGCAUUUCUUGAAGCCCUGAAGUCAAAUGACUUUGAGACACUGGAAGAUCUCUUGAACCAGAAGAAAAUAGAUGUGGACACAGUGUUUGAAGUGGAGGAUGAAAACUUGAUUCUGGCAUCCUACAAACAAGGGUACUGGCUGCCUAGCUACAAAUUAAAAAUAUCCUGGGCAACUGGACUUCAUCUAGCUGUGAUGUAUGGACAUCUGGAGAGUCUUUCAGUCCUCCUCAAUCACAAAGCUACAAUCAACUGCCGGCCCAAUGGAAAAGCUGCAAUCCACAUAGCUUGUGAAAUGGAAAAUGUUGAGUGUCUCAAGAUCCUUUGCAACCACGGAGCUAAGCUGAACUGCUUUUCAAUGAGUGGGCAGGCGCCCUUGCACUUCUGUACAACACGAACCUCCGUGUCUUGUGCCCAGCAACUGAUUUGGAGAG
Messenger RNA from Merops nubicus (carmine bee-eater), 514 nucleotides. Its product is annotated as ankyrin repeat and SOCS box protein 4-like. The record is from RefSeq and is a predicted model, not a curated record. The transcript has 2 exons. The annotation marks the transcript as partial. Lineage: Eukaryota; Metazoa; Chordata; Aves; Coraciiformes; Meropidae. Gene Ontology annotation, molecular function: protein binding.